AUGUCCACCCAAAACGUCAUCCGACUCACUUCCCAGGGCUCCUGGGAAAACCUUGCCCACUUCAAAGAGCCCAUUCCUUCAGCUGGCAAGCAUGAAGUGCUCAUUGCGGUCAAAAGUGUGUCACUAAACUUCCGCGACAUUGCCGUCGCAACUGGUAAAUAUCCAUUCCCAGUCAAGGACAACGUCGUCCCUGGUUCGGAUGCUGCCGGUGACGUUGUUGAAACAGGCGAGGGAGUCUCUGGCUUUAAGCGUGGUGAUCAGGUCAUUGUUGCCUUUGAUCCUACUACAUUGUACGGCCCGAUCAAGAACUGGGGCAACGGCUUGGGUGGUCCCGUGGACGGUGUUUUAAGGGAAUACAUUUCAGUUCCUGCCCAGGCUGUUGUGAAGAUUCCCGCAGACUCAAAGCUUAGCUAUGCCCAGUGGGCUAGUGUUGUUUGCACAGGCACCACAGCUUGGAACUCGCUGUAUGGAAACAAUCCUUUGAAACCGGGACAAACCGUUCUGUUCCAGGGUGAGUUCAAGAAGACCCCCGACUGGGCUGCCGAGGCUCAAAAGAUUACCGAUGGACAGGGCGUCGACUUCAUUCUGGAAAAUGGUGGCUCAGGGACUAUCAAGCAGUCCCUUGAUGCUAUUGCCUUUGGUGGUGUGAUUUCGGUAAUAGGAUUCCUCUCCGCUGCGAAGCAAGAGGAUAUGCCUGAUGUUGCUGGCCUUGCCUUGGCCAAGGGAGCUGUUGUUCGUGGUAUUAUGGUUGGUUCGAAGCAGCAAAUGGAGGACGCGACUCGGUUCAUCGGUACGCACAAUCUUUCUGUCGCAGUCGAGAAGACUUUCAAGUUCGAUCGCGAUCAGGUGGUUGAGGCAUUGAACUAUCUUGCCAGUGGUCAGCACUUCGGCAAAGUCUGCAUUGAUUUCUGA
This is a messenger RNA of Penicillium antarcticum, 912 nucleotides long. RefSeq names its product zinc-dependent alcohol dehydrogenase family protein. NCBI's taxonomy places the organism in Eukaryota, Fungi, Ascomycota, Eurotiomycetes, Eurotiales, Aspergillaceae. Gene Ontology annotation, molecular function: oxidoreductase activity. The coding region runs from base 1 to 912 and encodes 303 amino acids. The record is from RefSeq and is a predicted model, not a curated record. The transcript has a single exon.